UCGAAAACAUUGUCAAAAUGGCUGCCGCAGAAAGCACUAGGCUGUCACUAAUGCAGUCAGAAGAACCGCUUAAACUAUCUGAUUUAUUAGAUCGAGGAUGGAAACUAUAUGAUGAGGUAGACACCACUAAUGAUCCCAUUGCAGCCACCCAUAUCCAGGUUAAAAUCAAGCGUGGGAUAACGCAACUGGAAGAGGCAACGCGAAUGGUUGCCCAACUCGACUUGUUCAGCCGAAAUGAGGAUUUGGAGGAGGUAGCAACCAAAGAUCUGAAGUAUCUGAUGUUGCCUGCCCUCCUGGGGGCUCUAACUAUGAAGCAAGUGAACCUGGCAAAACGAUUAGAUGAAGUUCAGAUAGCUAGAUGUUACUUUUUGGACUUCUUGAAAAGAUGUAAGGAGUAUAACAUAUCGAAGUUUGAUCUACCCAAAACCAUUGCAAACUCUGCUGACAUACCAGAAGAAGAAUCUGCAAACGGGCCCCCCAAACCUCCGGACUUGAUUGCGAUGGCGACAGUUAGAGUGGCAAAGAUAGAAAGAUACAAACAGAGGAAGGACACAGAGGCCAAGCUAUCAGAGAUUAAGGCAGCAGUGGACCGUGGGCAGGCAGAUGACGAGAUAUUCAGAGACUUCUACCUCCUCAAUGUGAGGAAAUGGAUUGCUGUAUCCCUGGAGGAGAUCGAGAGCAUUGACCAGGAAAUUGAGAUUUUGACCAGGAUGGAUGUUCUAAAACAGAGUUCAGCAGAGCCAUCACACUCUAAAAGGCCUCCCAUGAAACCCUUCAUUCUCACCAAAGAUGCUGUUCAGGCCCGAGUGUUUGGGGCAGGCUAUCCCAGCCUACCUACUAUGUCAGUGGAUGACUGGUAUGAACAGCACAGGAAGAAAAAUGCCCUGCCAGACCAGGGGAUCCCACGCAGCGCUGAGGACUUUGAUGCAGAAGAGCGAGAACAAGAAGAGAAAGAGAAGCGGGUUGAAAACGAUGACGAGGAGGCCUUGCAGAAAGCUAGAGACUGGGACAACUGGAAGGAUACGCAUCGGAGAGGCUAUGGGAACCGUAAAAACAUGGGCUGACAACCAUCAAACACAGCAACAGUGCCAAACCUGGUCUGUCCCUACUCUGUCUCUCUGAAGAUUUGUUGUUGUUGCUGCUGUAUAUAGAAAGAUGACCUUGAGGAAAAGGGAGGUCUAUACAAUCCCAGACAGAAUCUGUUUAUAAGUGUCUGUUUAUUCUGAUGCUGCAAAUCACGGCUUUCAUUGUAGCCGUAUCAGAGGAACAUUAUUUAUUGGCAAGCAUUAAUAUUAUCUGCAGGCUCCGUACGAAUACACAACCAAGUAUUGCCACCAAGGCCCUGUCCGUCGAGACGGCGCAGUGGUAUGCUUGAGAAGAUUAGUGAAGUGAAUUUGAUGAUACAUUUUUUUAACAGCUGCUCCCAAGUAGAUUCAUAUUUCCUGAGAGUAUCCAACAGUACUUAAAGACCCUGUUGUGAAAAGCCCUACAGAGGUGGUAACGCUCUACAGGUACAAAAAAUUGCUGUCGUCAUCCACACUUCAUGUGCUUGGUGAUGGAAAAUGUAGCUUGUGUGCCUAUACAGUCCCCUAAAAUGUGGCUGUAUACUCCAGCAUUUUGGAUUUGACAAUAAUUGUUUCAUAUGAGGUGACAGUACAGAAUGUCACCUUUUUCUUUCAGGUAUUUUCAUACAUAUCUGUUUUACUGUUUAGAAAUUAAUUAGAAGAAGUCAUAAGUAUUUUGACAGAUUCACUUAGUGUAUUAAAGUAUUCAAAAGUGUAGUAUUUGGUCGUAUAUUCAUUUUCACAUUAACAUUUUAGUUAUUUAGCAGACACACUUAUCCAGAGUGUAUAAUAUUGCUCCCAUGUAACUUGAUAUGUGUCUUUUGGUGAAAGCAUCAAUUGUGAUCUCAAAAUGUAUUUCCGUUUCCCAGCCAAUUAAAUCAAUGUAUUGCA
Molecule: messenger RNA, 1955 nt
Organism: Coregonus clupeaformis (lake whitefish)
Lineage: Eukaryota; Metazoa; Chordata; Actinopteri; Salmoniformes; Salmonidae
Product: immunoglobulin-binding protein 1
Exons: 6
Coding region: 18-1064 (348 amino acids)
Biological process (GO): regulation of signal transduction; regulation of dephosphorylation
Cellular component (GO): cytosol
Molecular function (GO): protein phosphatase 2A binding
Source: RefSeq, a predicted model, not a curated record